CCCUCUUCUUUUGUCAGCAAUUUACUCUCCCUUGAACCUGCCAUCUGCAUCCUGCAGAAACAUCACACUUACACUAUGGGAAGCAGCACCUCAACCCAACAUCAUUUUGCUUUCCAGAAUGCAGAGAAAGGUUCUGGGAUACUGUAUGUAGGUCUAGGGCGAGGUCCAGAUAGCUGUGAGUUUCCCCAGCUCCAUGCUUGCUACGUCUGGAAUCUUUUGGACAAAACCAGGAAACAUAUGGUACAACUGCCCAACAUCAAUCGUGUCCCCACCUGUUACAGUGAGGAGAUCACAGUGUGUGGAGAUUUACACAGCCAGCUUGAUGACUUAAUAUUUUUAUUUUAUAAGAAUGUCCUCCCGUCACCAGAGAGGACCUAUGUCUUCAACAGUGACUUCGUGGAUCGAGGCAAGGACUCAGUAGAGAUCCUGAUGAUUCUCUUUGCCUUAAUGUUGGUUUACCCAAAAGAGUUCCAUUUUAACCAAGGAAACCAUGAGAAUCCUAUGGUGAACCAACACUAUGUCUUCACCAAGGAAGUGAUGCUGAAUAUAAGACAUUAUCUUAAUGCCAUUUUUCAGACACAUGGCUAGAAAAUACUGAAAAUAUGGCAAGAUGAUUUCUGUUGGCUUCCGCUGGCCACUCUGGUUGACGAGAAAGUCCUGAUUCUUCAUGGUGGAGUGGCAGACAUGACUGACCUGGAGCUUUUGGCUAAACUAGACAGGUUCAAGGUGGUUUCUACCAUGAGGAGCAAAACGAGAAAGGAGAUGAAGCUGGCGGAGAAGGGAACACCGCUCUCUCUCUCCCUGUCUCGCCGCUUCGCGGGGGCGGCCUCCAGUCCCAAAAAGCGGGGUGCUCCUGCAGGGUCUCCUGACCCAGGUCGUUGUCCCCAGGGCACGCCGCUCGAUGGACCUUGGGCCGCACGGGUGCGGACAGCGAGCCGGCCUCCCGAGAUCCAGGAGACGGAGGAGCCCGCGCCCUGCCUGGCCGAAGCCGACUGGGAAGCUGGGAGCUGCUGGGGCCCACGCAGCAGGAGGGAGGCAGUCAUAGAUAUAUUGUGGAGUGGCCCCAUGGCCCAGGAGGGCUGCAAGGCCAACACUAUUCGAGGAGGGGAUUUCUUUGGACCUAAUGUGACAGAGCAGUUGUUACAGAAAUACAACCUGCAAUUCUUGAUUUGCUCACAUGAGUGCAAACCCGAAGGCUGUGAAGUCUGCCAUGGCCGCAAGGUGGUUAUAAUUCAAAGUGCAGCUAGUUACUAUGAAGUUGGCAGCAACAGAGAGGCCUGUGUCAGACUGGGGCCGGCCCACCCCCACAUUGUGCAGUAUCAAGCUGACAAGGCAACCCAUAUGCUAACCAUGAGGCAAAGGAUUAGCAGAGUAGAGGAGUCAGCUCUGAGAGCUUGGUGGGAAAAGCUGUUUGCUUAUUCCUCAGAUCUUUUUGUUGAAUUUAAGAAGCAUGAUGCAGACAAGACUGGUUUCAUCUCCCUUGGCGACUGGGCAGCCACCGUGGAGUCUGUGUCACACCUGAGACUGCUGAGGAUGCUGAAGCCGCAGCUGGCGAGCAGCUACAGUAACGUGCUGAAGUACAAGUCCUGGCUGGAGGACUCAGCCAGAGAACAACUGGGCCAUGCGAACAUACAGUCAGGUUUCCUGGAAACACUGUAUCAAAACCGAUCCAACCUGAAGACCAUUUUUAGGGUCAUGGACAGCGAUCAUUCAGGGUACAUUUCUCUGGACGAGUUCGGGCAGACCUGGAAACUGUUCAGCUCUCACAUGAACACUGAUGUCACAGAUGACUGCGUCUGUAACCUUGUCCGUAGCAUUGACUUCAACAAGGAUGGCCACAUCGACAUCAAUGAGUUCCAGGACACCUUCCACCGUGAGCAGCCCUGCUCAGGGGGCGAUGCCUCCCACUGCCCAAAAGCCACAAACACUAAUGAGAGUGGCCACAGCAGGCCAGGAGCACACUACAAACAGCCUGGUCUCUGCCGCGCAGAGGUGCCUUGUAAGCAAUACUGAGCUUGUUGCUGGAACAGCUCCCUUAUUCUCUAUCCAUCUGUGAACUUUAUGCUGGG
Messenger RNA from Manis javanica (Malayan pangolin), 2069 nucleotides. NCBI's taxonomy places the organism in Eukaryota, Metazoa, Chordata, Mammalia, Pholidota, Manidae. The record is from RefSeq and is a predicted model, not a curated record.